Molecule: messenger RNA, 7773 nt
Organism: Acanthopagrus latus (yellowfin seabream)
Lineage: Eukaryota; Metazoa; Chordata; Actinopteri; Spariformes; Sparidae
Exons: 11
Coding region: 122-2038 (638 amino acids)
Source: RefSeq, a predicted model, not a curated record
CCUAACGCGCGUGUGUUUGUCCUGCAUCCGACUGGUGCGUGACGGGUUAAAUUCUGCAGUUUUUUCGGCUGAUGCGCCUGUCGGCUGUCCCGGCCCCGGAGAGACGAAAGACUCAGCCAAGAUGGCGACGGUCAGCGUGAUCGCCAUCAGCUUCCUGGUCGCCUCAGCUCUUUCUGCCCCUCUGAAAGUCGAGGAGGAGUCCAGGACGUUGUUCCACGGGGAGGACUUCCACAUCUUGCUGCCCUCGCUCAGCUUGUUGGUCACGUUUCGCAACAGGUCUACGCCGCGGUCGCCCGAAGUGGUCCUGAUGCGGGACGGCGUCAUGCGCCACACUCGGGCCAAACUCAACCGCCAGCUCAGCCACCUCGUUGUAGACAGUGUGGGCGAGGGGGACGAGGGAGUGUACACCGUGAAGAAUCCAGAUAACCCAGAGGACGUCAGACGCAUCACGCUCAUAGUCCGAGAUUGCUCCAUCGAGCAGAGCAUUAAAUAUGGCGGCGACUUCGAUGUUCUGCUGUUAGGGGUGACUCCUCCCAUCACCCUGGAGUAUAGGCCCAUUGCUGUUGAGGCCAACGACACAUCAAGACCUGCUCUGGUGCUGCUGACCAGCACUGGGAUGACCAGGGACGGCUACCAGGGCCGAGUCAGCGUCAACGAGCGCCAGGUCACCCUCAGUAGUGUCACAGGUGCAGACGAAGGAAGCUACACUGUCAGAGAUGCCGAAGGUCACAUCCAAAAGAAAGUGUGUCUCAACGUCAAAGAGCACCAAAACUUUCUGAAAGUGCCGUACGGCAAAAAACUGAAGAUCAACCUGAUACUCAACAGCUCCUUGGUCGACCUCUACUACACCCUCGACUCUGAUAAAACAACCCAUCUGCUGCUGGAAAAAGGAAAAUUUACAGAUGCUCGAGCAGAACUGGGUCUCGAGGAUCGUCUCUCUAUGGAGGGUUCAUUGGUUUUUCUGGAUCAGGUCAGGGGUUCAGACGAUGGCCAGUUCAAAAUCACUGACAUACUGGGAUUCACUGUGGCCAGCAUCCACCUGGAAGUCCUACCCUACAAGCUGGAGUCGCUAUACGUGGCCAUCAUUGCCCUGUUGGGCCUGCUGGUUUUCCUUCUGCUGGUUUGCCUGCUGUCCUGCCUGAUCAAAGUGAAGAAGAGGGCCAAGAGGUCUGCUGCCUUGGAGAAGCUUGCCCAGAACGCUGGCAAAGAGGAUGAGGGAGAGGCUUUCAGACAGGUGGUCAAGAACAUCACCAAACUCAGCGAAGAAUCCAAGCAUUCCCAGGCAGACACUACCGAGAAGUCUCAGAGCACUGAGGUUGAUAUUAAAGGUCUGGAGGUUUCCUCUAAGGAGGUUGGGAUAGGUAACCUAGAGACCAGUGAUUCUGGCGUUGGCUUCAACACCGCUCUCCCACUGGACACUGACACCGAUGCCCCUGAUCCAACCUCCGAGUCUGUGGCUGUAACCCUCCCUGUUGUCCCUGAAACCAAACCAAGUCCACCAUCUGCUGCUGAGGCUAAGCCAAGCACUCCACCAGCUAUAGAAAUAAAGCCAAGUCCAGUAGCUGAGACUAAGACCUCCCCAGCGCCUGAGACCAAGAAAACCCCUGAUCAGCCUGUAGAAGUAAAGUUGGAAGUGUCCCAACCAGCCGAUGUUAAGCUCAGCCCAGCCCCCAGCCCUGAACCUAAGGCUUCACUAAGUCCAGCUGAUCCAAAGCCUGCUGAUCCUAAGCCUGCACCAAGCCCGGAGCCUAAACCAGCUGUUCCCAAAGCCACCACUCCAACACCUGAAAGUAAGAGUGCCCUGACCCCCACACCUGAGACCCCCAAACCGACCACACCAGAACCCAUUACCAACGGUACACCUGAGCCAGGUCCGGAUUCCAAACCAAGCCCAGAUCACGCUGAUAUUAUCGGAGGCUCGACUCCAAAAGUUGCUCCCCCUAAAACCCCUGAAGUGGAGCUGAAAUCCAGCGGUGGCGCAUUGGAGGCCAGCAAAGAUGGCACUGCGGCUGAGGAGUCAACCACCACCACCACCUGAGAACUGACCCCAUAAAAAUCUAAGGGAAGCCCUACAGAUUUUCUCCAUCUACCACCACUGUAGACAAUCGAACACCCCCCUACCAAAUAAUGAAGAAACCACUGAAACUGGGGCGCGGACUUUGGUUUAACAUGUCUAAUGCCUGAACACAGUAUUAUCUUGAUAACGGUAUCUCACUUGUCUAUAACUAACACAUAAGUUUUUGAGACUUUCUGAUUCUGAACAACUCCACACAACAAAUGUGGCCUCUUGAUUGUUAAACGUUUUAGUUGUGUACACCUUGCAGCCUAAUCUUUGGGGGGUAAAACUGUAACGGUAAGACUGCAAAUCAAAUCCUUGCAGAGUUUACAAAUAAAACUCCACAUAAGGUCUUUUCUAACAUAUUGAGGGAGCCUGAAAGGUUUACAUUUCAUUUAAACAAGAACAUACCAGUCGCUCUUUGUUGACCUCAAAGGUAUGCUAUGCAGGAUUUUGUCAAAAAACAAUGCAAGGACUAAUCCUUCUUAAUUAUCCCGACCCGCUAACAGUGUGUGGCGGUGUCUGUAUUUACAUAUACCCUGCCCCUGUAAAGGGCGGGGUAUAUUUUAGUAAUUAUUUUAGUAAGAAUUUUGCCCUGUGGAGGAUGUUUCUGGACGUCAACUUCUGGGCAGUGGUGUUUAGCUCCCAGCCAAUAACAGCGUCCAGGUUGACUCUAUAAGACAUAGCGACCUGGUUUCAUUGCUGUCUCCGUCUCUCUCCUCUGCUCUCUGCUCUGUCGUACCGAGGACAGGGCUGAGCUACUCACACACGAGCACAGAGACAAGUGAAGUAUGAGCUUUGGGUUGCAUCCACACAUAAUCCGGAGGACAGUGCCGAGCUGUGAGCGUGUUUAUAUGUGCUUUAGGAAAUAACCACCAUGAAACAUUUGAAAAAUAACAUUUUCACUGCUUUUGCUCUUGCUGACGCCGCUCCCUCUCGUCAUUCACUAUCUAGCUUGCUAGUCUACUGCUGGCUCUCUCUCUGAAGGGUGUGUUUACAAAUAGCAACUGAAAAAUCCUGCGUAGUAUACCUUUAACUAACUGUCGUUUCCCAUCUAAGGUCUAAUGGUCGUUCCUUCCUAUUAGCAUGUGGAUAAAACAGACAAACUGCAUGAAAUUUUCAGCCAAACUUUACUCUCGCCUUUUUAUUGGAAGCCCCUUCGAUCACACAAACGACACUCAUGUUGUUGGCAUUUUUGUACAUAGCUUAAUCGUGGAUGUUAUAAGCUUGUGCCAGUCCUCUGGCUUUAGAAACAUGUGCAAUGCAUUAUCACAUAUAGAAAACAAAGAUAAGUUUUGCACAGCUUUAACCACACAAGAAAACAUAUUAACACUACUAACCCCACUAUUUAACGUUUCUCAGACUGAGACUCUCUGUAGAUAUCUCAGACGAUUAACAUGUGUUUUGCAAACUGAUCGCAAAGGUUCGGAUCAACCACUCCACUUUAAUCUGGACGGCUCUACAAAAAUCCGAAAGUUUAUGAGGCUUCAGACACUUAAUGGGACCACUGUAUACCCACUGUACGUUGAGCUUGUCAGAAGGUGAAAUACUGAAUGAAAGUGUCUGGUAAAUUCAAAAAGAGCAUGCUUGCUAGUUUCUUUGUUCUUUUCUUUUCAUUUUCCAAGUCUUUCAUUCAUUAUUUGAUUCUCUCUAUUUUCCCUUUCCUUUGCUCGGCAUUUCUAAUUACUUAAAGCAACUUUGGACUUUUUUGCAAAUUGAUGGCCCCUUUUCUCAUGUUAGCGUUGUCUAUCAACAACCUAUUCGGUCUUUUCAGCCAUGUCUUGAAGACCUCCUCCUACUGGCGGUCCAAAACUCCCGUGCAUUGUGUAAACAUCAACACUUAGUUCAGUCUGGCUAACUGAGCUAACGGUGGCUACAGUUAGGAUUGACCUAAGCACCAAGUAAACCUAUCUAUCCAUCAGGAAAUCAACAAGCAGAGGCAGCGCUGCCUCAGAUCAUAAAAAGGAAAACCAGAAAACAUUUUCUCCACAUCCAGUUUCACCAACAUAAUGGUGGUGACUAGUGGAGGAUGUGGUGGCGUAAAGCGUUACUCCCUCCUCACAGGAGACCAUAACUACCCAUCCACGUCAUACAGACCAGAUCAGGCGUUCGGAACGCAUUGUACUGAUGCCAGUAAAACAGCGACAUAGCGUUGCUUUAAGUACUUAUGAAGACAGCCUUUAACAUAAAUUUGAAUCUUGUGAACGUUUUGUUUCUUGCGUCUUUGAUCAUUUUGAUCACUAGCAUGCUGAAUGCUCCAAAAUACUCCUUAGAGGCCUUUGUCAAUGCCACAACAUCAUCUGUCCAGAGCUGUUCUACGUGAGUUUGAAGCUAUGUGGAUGUUAAUUCAACACACAUUCGUCUUAGUUUAAGCUCUUGUAUGGUACAGAGGAGGUGUGCAGAAACAUUGUAGUGUUAUAAAAUGCAUGUCUCUACCUCAUGUUUUAACCGACCACUAGGAAACCAAUGACAGUGCACUGAUAUCAACAAAGAAGCAUUUUGGAUCUUUGAGAGAAGCACAAAAUGGCAGCCAUGAAAAUUAAAUCAAAUGAAAUGUAGGAAAAGUGAAAGCAGCACAUCCGUCUACAACCAACUGGCCUUUCUUGGUAGCUUUCCUAAACUGACUGAUUUUUUCUUACAGACAUUAAUAUCAGGCGAUAUGUCAGCGUUUUAAAAAGCCAUACGACAUAGGUUUAGAUGUCAGAUUUGAUACAAAGAUUAUUACACACAAUAAAUAAACUAAAACAAACAAAAAAAAAUGAAAGGGGCCUCGAUGUUGAAUAGACAGUAUCAGAUGUAUUACACAUGGAAAAAUGCAUUAUAAUGUAAAACACUGAAUAUGCCUAAUUUCUUGCCUGGAUCUUUGAAGGAACCACAAACCUAUUUUGGCAUUACUAAAUAUUUUUCUUUAUACAUACAGAAUAUAUACGCACACACACAAAACCAACACACACAUUCCAGCCUUGUAAAUAUUGCAUGUGUACGCCAGUUUAACCCCCUUAAGGCUGAAUGUCUUUAGUGUAUAGAACGGUUGUUGUAUUAUACUUAAAAAUAAAAAAAAGCAAACUAAUUUAAAUUUCUCACCAACAUUAAAUCCAGAAUAUAAAAUAUAUACACAUACAUUAAUAUGUAAUAUAAACACUAAUAAUCACUAACGUCUUGAACUAAUUUAACAACCAAAUAUUGUAAAAAAGAAAAUAUAUCAAAACUGUAUUAGAUCUUUUUAGAUCAAUUAUCUGCUGUUAUUGCCAUUCCAACCUGAUGAUACCCACAGCAUACAGUAUCUCUCACAGUAUUUACAUGUUGUAUUAAGCUGUUUAACCUGUGUCACUUAAAGCAUCGACUGCAGCAUGCCCACGACAUCUUAUUGUCCUGAAGUUGUGUCUGUGUGUGUGACCAGAGGAGUGACGUUUCAGUGUGACCCUCACUGUGUGUUUGGGAUUUCCGUGUUCGUAUUAUGCACAUGAUGUACGAGUGUGAGUGAUUUAUGACUGUGUUUAACCCGGUAUAGUCUAUGCAUAUGCAGUUUGUACAGAAUGAAACAACUGUGCUUUACGUGUGCUUCUCCAUCCGUCCCGAGUAAGGUAUUCAUGUGCCUGCUUAAACUGUCUCGCAAGUGCUGUGUAGAAGUCAUGAGUGUGAAUGUGUUUGAAGCCACGAACAUGUCGUAAAAGAUAUUGUAACUUUGAGAUGUUUGAGUGAGUCUCGUCUUUGUUUAGUGCCUAAAACACGUAGUGGAUAGCUGGCCUUGUUUUCUGGCAUUAGCCGACACUCCUAAUGGCACCUUUUUUCCUCGCUGGGGAUUCACAGACGUUGAAAGCCGUUUGCACACCACUGACUGGCCUAUGACAUGCUCACGUGCAGAGGAUAUGUGACUUCUUGUAUAAAAAAUGGUUUUCAAGGGGAUUUCUGAGUAGCGUAAGGAAUGCUGAGCGUGCUCUAUUCAUAAGCGAGGGUGUUUUUUCCAUUCCAUUAAUCAAGACACGGUUUGGAGUAUGUGAGUGAAUUCAUGAUAGCAGCAGAUGAAUGACAGAGCGCUGUGUGGCUAACCCUCGGGGUUAUGUUGUGGUAAGCAAUUGAUGCGGGGGGCUGCUAAAACGGCAUUUUCGUGCACCACCACUUCUGUAUAUUGUCAGUGAUUGUAAAACCAAGCCACUCAGAGUUGAGAGAGGCAGAUUAGGGUGUGGUGGGCAGGACACGCCUUUGGUUUCCACGUAACCAGCAUCUCAAAGAGGGGUCAGUCUAGUGGGAUUGGAGUUAUUACAUCUAACUGGUGCCAGAGGGAUUCUGUUUCCUACCCACCUCUGGUAGCCCACGAAAAGGAACCACUACUUUUAAUACCACUGGCACUUCUUGCACUCUGUGAGUCGUCUCUGCCCUGAUCCUCUCUGUUUACUUCUGCUGUUCUGGCCUUGGUGUGGUGUGACAUCCCACAUGUUCUCUCUGUACUCCCCCUUUUUGCACAACACUUCACACAGAUGUUUUGUAAAGAAGACUAGUUUUUUUUCUUCUUUAUUUCGUGUCUAAAGGAAUACUAAGAAUAAACAAGCGAUUAUGACACUUUGCUGUCCUGCUGUCUUUGUUUCCACAGAGCAACGCACUCACCGAAGGACAGUUCUGUCUCAGAGCUGUCCACCCCGUCUCGCAGUGAGUCAUCUCGCUCAAUGUCAGCCAUCAGUUGUUCUCAGUGUCACGCGCCACUUUCUCACCCUUCAGGCCGUGCGUGCCAUUAAUCCCACUUGUUUUGAGCGGCCAGAACCUCGCCGGGACACAUCGGGGCAGAGGAGGGACAGCAGAGAUAUUUAUAAACAGGCCAAAGGUAAAAGCAUGAUGCUGUUAGCACCUGUCAUAGACUCUGAAGCUCCAGGCUGGCCGCAAAUUACAACCCUCCUCAUGCUUUGUUCUCCUCAACAUUUAUAAAUACAUACAUACAUCAGCUCAGGAUAUAUUUGAAGCAUCAUGUUUCACCACAUUUAUUUCCUCAAACUUUAAAUCAUUCAAGCAAUUCCAGUACUAGAACAUCAAAACAAAUGUAUUUAAUGUAGACUUUCUCUAUUUACAACACCUUUUCUGCAGAUUAUAAAAAACAUUGUAUAAUAAUAAGGGAGAAACUAACCAUUAUUAUUAUCUAAAAUAUUGUCAAUUUUUUUUUUUAUCAAUUGUUUUGUCUAUAACAAAAGAAAAUGAUGAAAAAUGUUCAUCAUGACUUCCCCAGAUUCGGAGGCAAUGUCUUCAAAUGUCUUGUUUUGUUCCAAACCCAAAAAUAUUUGGUUUAUUUCAACAGAUUAAAAGAAAAGCAGUUAAUCUUUCAGUUAGAAAAGCUGGAACUAGCGAAUGUAUGACAUUUUUCCCUGAAAAGGCACAACGCAGAAGUUCCACAGAACCCCUUUAUUUGAUUAUCCAAAGCGUCGACAAUUAAUUAAUUAAAUUUAGCAGCUCAGUAGGUCAGUCCACAAAAAUGUCAGCCACAGUUUUUGCCCUAUAGCAGGCUGUAACUUGGCAGGGAGGUCAAGGGCGCGCGUGUGUGUGCUCAUGCCAACACACUAAAAGUGGGCAUGCCAGUGGGAGUGGCCUAACUUCUAAACUGAUUUAUGUAACAUGACUGAAACAGUCAAGUGUUUGUGAGGUUGUGUGUGUGUGUGUGUGUGUGUGUGUGUGUGUGUGUGUGUGUGUGUGUGUGUGUGUGGAUACUCUGAUACGUGUUUGAAUGCAGCUAG